AAUGUGAUAUGAUGUCACGUCACGGGCUAAGGCACAGAAAAUAGUUGAAAUAAAAUGAAAGCUCCCAACCAAAAAAAGAAAUUGGAGGUGAAGCGGUUGAGUUGAAAGUUGAGAUCAGUGUGAUGGAGAAGAAGCUGAAGGUGUAUGCAGAUCGUAUGUCCCAACCAUCUCGAGCAGUUCUGAUAUUCUGCAGGUUGAACGGCAUCGACUUUGAGGAGAUCAAAAUUGACACCUCCAAACGCCACCAACUAUCUCCUGAAUAUACAGAAGUUGGCCAUCCACUGAAUCCAAAAGCAGCUUCUGAAGCAGAGAAAAUUUUAUUAUCUUCUUUAUCAAUUCUAGAGAAAAUUUGGCUAAAUGGAGAUGGACGAUUCCUUCUUGGUGGCUUUCAACCGUCUAUAGCAGAUCUCAGUCUGGUUUGUGAACUCAUACAACUUGAGGUUUUGGAUGAGAAAGAUCGCAAUCGAAUAUUAUCACCGUACAAGAAAGUUGUUCAGUGGAUUGAGGAUACAAGAGCUGCAACAAAUCCUCACUUUGAACAAGUGCAUAAUAUCCUUUAUAGAGUUAAAAAGAAACUCCAACAACAGCGUUCAAGGGAUGCUGAAGCCGGGACUGAGACUCGCAACAAGAUGGGGAGGCAUUCUAAGAUGUGAAUUCAAUGCUUUCAUGUUUUUCGCAAGACUGGAUCAUUUGUAGCCUAAGUAGAUUUUGUGAGUGAAUAAGUAGAAGUCAGAAUAGAAAAGUGGUUGUACUUGGAAACUUAUAUGAUCAUUAUGUAAAUUGCCGCGGUACAUUGGAGGUGUAUUAUUCGCAAUUGAAUUAAAAAAGAACUACCUAACUCUUAGUGUCCAACAUAAUGAAAUCUCUUGUAAAGAGAUAGUGUGAAAUGCUAUUUCUUUCAUGAUUAAAAUAGUAAAUUACUGAAAUGGAAAAGAAUUAUAAUCA
This is a messenger RNA of Vicia villosa (hairy vetch), 945 nucleotides long. Its product is annotated as glutathione S-transferase T1-like. The record is from RefSeq and is a predicted model, not a curated record. The transcript has 4 exons. NCBI's taxonomy places the organism in Eukaryota, Viridiplantae, Streptophyta, Magnoliopsida, Fabales, Fabaceae. Bases 123 to 653 code for a protein of 176 amino acids.